Messenger RNA from Drosophila albomicans, 1276 nucleotides. Its product is annotated as leucine-rich repeat-containing protein 34. Gene Ontology annotation, molecular function: GTPase activator activity; small GTPase binding. The transcript is spliced from 2 exons. The record is from RefSeq and is a predicted model, not a curated record. Gene Ontology annotation, biological process: nucleocytoplasmic transport; activation of GTPase activity. Bases 47 to 1198 code for a protein of 383 amino acids. Lineage: Eukaryota; Metazoa; Arthropoda; Insecta; Diptera; Drosophilidae. Gene Ontology annotation, cellular component: cytosol; nucleus; perinuclear region of cytoplasm.
UCGAAAUGCUCAACUUGUUCAGUUUUUAUUUGUCACAAUCGUAAGCAUGCUGCCUUGCAAAUACGCUCCGAAUUCCAAUGUUGAAGAAUCUAUUAUUAAGGGACGCUUGCUAUCCACACUAUUGCUCGAAUGUUGGCAGCGGGAGUACGACAAACGGCCCUAUACCAACUUUCGGUUUCGUCGUCUAGACUUUGAGGAACGCUUGAAACGCAGAUAUCACUGCUUUGGCGACUUUCGCGUUAUUGUUAAGUUUUUGUUGAAGCACGAAUUGUCUUCUGUUUCGAUAUGGAGUAUUUUCGUAAGCAAAGCGGAUCCACAUUUGCUGCUGGACUUUGUUCACUCGCUGCUACACGUGCCAAGGAUUGAGUUGAGGCUCAUGCACUUGCCUGAAGAGUUUUUUGUCAUGCUGCGCUUAAAUGCAAACAAGAUGAAAGUUGGCAUGCUUAGCUUGGAGGGUACUCCCUUGACCGAUGAGAAAGCAAAGCAACUGAGAGAGUUUUUGUUAGCCAGUAAAACGUUGCAUACGCUCAACGUUUGCAGCUGCAGCCUGAGCCUAUAUAACUUUGCCACAGUGGCCGAUGGUGUGCAUAAAUCCAGCAAAAUGCGCAACUUUUAUGUGAGUCGCUUGUUGGCCCUUAAUUUAUCGAUGGAUUCAGAGAAGAUUGCCUCGAUGGUGGGAUCGUUGUUGAUGCAGAACAAACUGGUGGAACUCACUAUGGAACAGUGUGAGUUUCUUGCCCUUGACAUGGAAAUUGUUGCCGAGUAUCUUGAGAAUAAGCACUGUUCGUUGAGGAAACUCAAACUGGCAUACAAUCUAAUCUCGGCCGAUGGCGCCCUAUUCCUUAUGCGUGCCAUAGCCAAAGGUGGGACAUUGGAGCUGCUGGAUAUUAGCACCAAUUCGAUUGGCUCACAUGGCGGUGAAUGGGUUGCUCACUACUUUAGUUCAUGCAACAUGUUGCAGCAUUUGUAUUUGAAUGACAAUCGGAUCGGCGCCGAGGCCAUUAAUCUGCUGCUGUUAACCAUCAAGAAGCCAUGUCGCAUCAGACGACUGCAAAUAUAUGGAAAUCAGUUCAAUUCUCGAUCUGCAAUGAUUCUGCGUCGUCUGCUGGAUGCCCAGGUUAUAAUGCAGGAGGAAAUCGACAUUAGCUAUACCUACGAUGAGGCCCUAGAGGAUUAUCGAAUUGUGCCAUGGCGUUGAAAAUUAUUCUGACAUUUGAUGUGUUCAUUUCCAACAGAAAUCUGUCGUGUGAAUUAGUUUAAAUAUAUUUUAACUCUA